AUGAAUAUAAAUUCUGAUGAUCGUGAAAUUGAUCUGGUUGUUUUGUUUAUCUAUGAAGGUUUGCAUAGGGAGGAGAAACUGGUGCAAGAUGCUAAGUUUGUGUUUGAGGCAAAGACUAUUCUGAAAAUGGAGCUUCUGGUUCUGUCCACACUCAAAUGGAAGAUGUAUCCUGUGACUCCACUUUCAUUUCUGGAUCACAUUAUCAAAAGGCUUGGAUUGAAAACCCACCUUCACUGGGAGUUUCUCAGGCGUUGUGAGCAUCUUCUUCUGUCUGUGCUUUUAGAUUCAAGAUUUGUUGGUGUUCUUCCUUCUGUGUUGGCCACUGCAACAAUGCUGCAUGUUAUAGACCAGAUUGAGAAGAGUGAUGAGGUGGAAUACAAAAAGCAGCUUCUGGGUGUUCUCAAAAUUAACAAGGGGAAAGUAGAUGAAUGCUAUGAUGCCAUGCUUGAGCUUACUAAUGCCAAUGAUUAUGAUGAUAACAAGAAGGUUAAUAAGCGCAAGUAUGAGGAAAUAAUCCCUGGUAGCCCAAGUGGCGUCAUUGAUGCUGCUUUUAACUUUGAUGGUUCUAACGAUUCGUGGACAGUGGGGUCAUCAUUGUUUUCAUGUGCCCAAGGAAAAACAUGCCGCUACCACCACCCCUGCCGCUGAAGGUGGUGGCGUGACGACGGCGUUUGCGUCAAAUUGCUUUGAGGAAGGGGCGCUUUGAUGGAGCGGCGGAAUGAGAGGGAAAGCUCGCAAGGGAUCAGGAGAUGAGGAGAUGUCAAAGUUGCUUCAUUCUCAGAAAAAGAAAAUGAGACAAAAACAAAGAAAGACAGAAAUCUGAUUCUUGCUUUGUCCUGGAAAUGUGUCCGAGAGGUUCUUUUCAUGAAUCAACUUUGGCUUCCAGUGACGUGGAAUUUCAUAGUCCAACAUUAAAAAAUAUCAUGGAAACUGACAAUGAAGUAUUUCAAGAAUCAAAACAGUGGGAGCAAGAAAGUAGAUAUAUCUCACAAAAACAAAUGGAGUCUCUUGCUGGUGUUAUGGAUGAGGAGGUGAUUGACAUCAUAACAAUGGAGGAUGUUAUGGAGGAACUAUUACAGGUUAUCAUUGUGUUUUAUGCUAUAUCUACAAUUUUCUUAAUUAAAAAAGUAAAUGUUGAUAAUCUGAUAAUACUUUAUUCUCACUCUUGACUAUGGGAUAUGGGAUCAGAUAUUCUUCUUUCUUUUGUUCACAAUGCACUUUGUUCCGUUUAGGAAGAAAAAGUAAAAAAGAAAGUGGGUUAAGAUGACUUCUAUUGAAAAUUUGUUCUCAUGGUAGUCAUAAAUGUUCACAUACUGCCUACUGCCACAAAGCUUUUAAAGGAGUUCAUAAAAAGACUGUCACAUGAGACAAAUUGUCUAUAUUUCAGGUGGGUUUUGAUAAACACAAGAAUGGUAUUUUCUAUUUUGAGCCAAGCUUCGGUGUUUUUUAAAUUAUGUGUGGUAUUGACUUUCUGAUCUUUGGUUUUCAAGUUCUUGAUUGCCUUUUUAAAUGAGAUGUAUUUAAUUUAAUCUAUUUGCAACAUAAUAAGAAUGAGAAUAAAUUUCUUUGUGGCUUACACUUGUGAUUCACGACAUAAGAUUCGAGAAGGAAAGGGUGCAAUGUGACUACACUAGCUCAUGGUCCAUUCUUUUCCUUCCAAAUCCCAAUUAAUAAACAAGUUAUUUUUUUCUUUUCCAUUUGGUAAUGGUUUCAAUGGACUGAAUGGAGGUUGUUACUGAUACUGUUAAAUUAACUUGGUGGGAUAAUCCAUAUGUACCACACACUCAUAUAGGACUCUUAAAGUGAAAAUAUCAUCACUUUAUUUCAUAUGGUGUUGGGAUACUACUUCUGAUGUCUCUUUGUCAAUCAUAUGGUGUCACACAUGGAUGUACUUGCGCAUCAAAAACACAUUCAUUGAUAUGCUUUUGAUGGGUCUUCCUUUUUCUCCUUUCCUCCUUAUUGCACCAAGGCUAAUUUGUUGAAUUGGCAAACAUAUUGAAGAUUGUCGCAUUCCUUCUCUGCAUUUUGGACCCAUAAAAAAAUGUUCUUUCUUAUUUUAUUAUUUUCUUGCAGAGCCAAGCUGAUUCAAACCGAGUGAUUUGAACAUUGUGAGCAAAUGUGCUGGCUCCUUUUAUAAUUAUUGUAUUUCUUUUGGUUAUUGUAUUUCUAUUUCAAAUGAUAGAAGGCUUGAUUCUAUGAACUUGGGGUUGCAGCCAAGCUAGGUCUCUCCCUAUAGAGAAUAGAUGUUUUUGAACUAUGAUAACUCCAAUUUAAUUUAUUAAAUGAAAUCAAUUUAAUUCUAUGAA
Molecule: messenger RNA, 2306 nt
Organism: Lotus japonicus
Lineage: Eukaryota; Viridiplantae; Streptophyta; Magnoliopsida; Fabales; Fabaceae
Product: cyclin-D3-1-like
Exons: 6
Coding region: 1-648 (215 amino acids)
Biological process (GO): mitotic cell cycle phase transition; regulation of cyclin-dependent protein serine/threonine kinase activity
Cellular component (GO): nucleus; cyclin-dependent protein kinase holoenzyme complex; cytoplasm
Molecular function (GO): cyclin-dependent protein serine/threonine kinase regulator activity
Source: RefSeq, a predicted model, not a curated record